Messenger RNA from Nestor notabilis (Kea), 1529 nucleotides. Its product is annotated as gamma-aminobutyric acid receptor subunit beta-3. Gene Ontology annotation, molecular function: neurotransmitter receptor activity; GABA-A receptor activity; monoatomic ion channel activity. Lineage: Eukaryota; Metazoa; Chordata; Aves; Psittaciformes; Psittacidae. The record is from RefSeq and is a predicted model, not a curated record. Gene Ontology annotation, biological process: chemical synaptic transmission; monoatomic ion transmembrane transport; regulation of membrane potential. The transcript is spliced from 3 exons. The coding region runs from base 75 to 752 and encodes 225 amino acids. Gene Ontology annotation, cellular component: neuron projection; synapse; membrane.
CAGGUGCCUAUCCAAGACUCUCACUGAGCUUCAGGUUGAAGAGAAACAUUGGAUACUUUAUUCUUCAAACCUACAUGCCCUCCAUACUGAUUACCAUUUUAUCAUGGGUGUCAUUCUGGAUCAAUUAUGAUGCAUCAGCAGCAAGAGUUGCCCUUGGAAUUACAACUGUGCUGACUAUGACAACAAUCAACACUCAUCUGCGAGAGACUUUGCCUAAAAUUCCAUAUGUUAAAGCCAUCGACAUGUAUCUCAUGGGCUGCUUUGUGUUUGUCUUCUUGGCCUUACUUGAAUACGCCUUUGUCAACUACAUUUUCUUUGGAAAAGGCCCUCAAAGGCAGAAGAAACUUGCAGAAAAAACAGCAAAAGCAAACAACGAUCGCUCAAAGUUUGAAGGCAAUCGGGUGGACACCCAUGGAAAUAUUCUGUUAACAUCGCUUGAAAUUCACAACGAGGUGGCAAGCAAUGAGGUCACCACUAGUGUUACAGAAGCCCGAAAUUCAACGAUAUCCUUUGACAACUCAGGAAUCCAGUACAGAAAACAAAGCUCACAUCGUGAAAGCCUUGGAAGGCGUUCAUCAGAAAGACCAGGUGCCCACAGCAGGCGGGGCCAUUUACGAAGAAGGUCUUCACAACUGAAAAUAAAAAUCCCUGAUCUAACAGAUGUGAAUGCCAUCGACAGAUGGUCAAGAAUGGUUUUUCCGUUCACAUUUUCUCUUUUCAACUUAAUUUACUGGCUAUACUAUGUUAACUGAGUGACUGAACUUUUUUAAAGGACUUCAGUUAUAACAAGAGAAGUACUACUUGCCUGCACAGUUUAUAUAUAUAUUUAUACAUAAAUAUAUAUAUAUGAACUUAUAGACCAUACUCAUGUAUGUGUGAAUACAUGUAGCAAAGAAUUGUGUGUACUUAAAAGCACAUACUGCAAAGCAAAAGUAUAUGUAUGCACACACACAUGUACACAUUGAUUCUGAGGUUAUGGACACUUUAACAUAGAAUGCACUUCAGAGGAACUUUUUAAAUCAAAAGGCAGGUGUCGUCAAAACAAGCCUUGAGAAAGUAAGUGUUGUAUAUUAUCCCUACAAGACUUUGAUUGUCAUAGAAAUUUUCAAACAGCUGUUAACAUGUAUAAAGUCAGUACUUAGUAACAUUGUUUGUAAAUGCUGCCAUACACACUGAUCAUACAGCAGUAGAGUUACACUUGCAAGUUUAAAGUAAGUCAUUUAUAUUGCAGAUCCAUCAACUAUGAUUUAUUUUUCUUUGCUAAAAUUUCUUGGGUUUAUAUAUGUCAUACUUUUUUUCCCCAUUCCUGAAUGGACAUUGGUUUUAAUCUCUUGCUUUCUCUUCUUCAGUAAGCAAGGUGAUCAUGGGAGUGUUGCUCUAUGUCUUUGGAGACAUAUACAGGUUCAUAAUAUUUCAAACAAGCAUUUUAAGUGUCCAUCGACAGUGAAAUGCAUCUUUUGUAAGUACUGCAAAUGUACAGCACAUUUUCCUUCCCUUGGACAGGUUCCAGCUGCCAUGUCAUUUUGAAA